GAUGGCGUGAGGACAUAGGCCGGUGGUUGGUUUGAUCGGAGCCACGUGUGCGUCCGGCAACGUCUCUUCGCCGCUUCAUGGAUGUCGACGAGACGCUGGUUUCCCACGCUGCCCCGGUCUCCUCCGUCUUGGCCCAGGUUUCUUGGGAAAAGUUUAUUCACGAAUCCUUGAAGAAAUCAAUCUGUUGUUCAUCUGCAUCCUCAAGCUUCGUUAAUGGGACUCAUUACUUCUGAUAUGAAUCGCUUUAAAUAAGCAGAACUGCGCUUUAGCAAAGAAGCUCUAGAUAAAGACGAGCACAGACCGGAUCUUCUGGCGAUGCCAUCAGCCUGCUGUACGAUGUGUUUACAACUGUGGCUGAGCAACGGGACCUUGGACUACGUUGGCAACACUGAGCAGCCAUGAUCUCUGCACCAACUGAUCGGUCAGCCAUGAGGGCAACUCUGAGCUGAUAGUAUGUGGUCAGCAGCACUGUGGCCCACCUUCCUGCUUCACCCUCAAUAAAACCAAGCUGGACAAUUCAGUCGACGUUGUGAAAAUGGCAGCGAAGAGUUUCCAGCUGGGGACAGACGACGAGCUCCAGGCUGCGUCAUCGCUAGCAUCCCUCCAUCUCAGGGACGGCGUUGGGAUCGGGAACACUGGCCACAUGGAGGACAAUCCAGAGCCCAAUGCUGCCCUUCCUGCGAUUACAUCACCACCUCCUGACCAAUCACAGCAGCAAGCAGAGAUCGCUCCACCAGCAGAUCAAGUUGAUGUUUCAGAGUUCCUGGAAACUGAAAAGGACCAAAACGACGGCGAGGAGAAAGCUUGCAUUCGGAAACCGGCUCCUCAGCAGCUCUCCUCGCAUUUUGCUCAAGAUCAUGAGAAUCCUGACCUGAAACCAACCAACACUAGCAAAGAAGGAGAUAUCCCACCAGAGAACAACAUAACCAAAGCGAUGGCAGCCUCUGACAGCAGCAUUGAUGAUCAGCGGCUGUCUGAAGCAGAAUGGUACUGGGGAAACAUUUCAAGAGAGGAGGUAAAUGAGAUGAUGAGAAACACUCCUGAUGGUACAUUUCUGGUGCGAAAUGCUUCCAGCCGGAUUGAAGGGGAAUACACGCUGACUCUACGAAAAGAUGGGUACAACCGACUAAUAAAAAUCUUCCAUCAAGGGGGGAAGUGCGGCUUUUCUGAGCCACUGACUUUUCCCUCACUGGUAGACCUGAUCCAGUACUACCAGAAGAAAUCACUAGCCCAGUACAACUCUAAGCUGGAUAUCAAGUUACUUUACCCAGUUUCCAGAUACUAUCAACACCAUGUGAUGGAGAUCGAUAUUGCAGCAAUCGGAGAACAGCUGAGGAUAUUUCAGGAUCAAUACAAGGAGAAAAGUCAAGAGUAUGACCAUCUAUUUAAGGAGCUGAACCAAACCUCACAGGAGCUCCAGAGUAAACGAACGGCCAUUGAGGCUUUCAGGGAAAUUAUUCGGAUCUUUGAGGAGGAGUGUGAAACCCAGGAGCGCUACAGCAAGGAAUACAUCGACAUGUUCCUCACAUUAGACAGCAGCACAAAAAAUGACAACAGAAUUCAAAACAACUCUGAUGAACUGCAGUCCAAGGUGGAGGAGAUCCACAACAGCAAGAAGAUGUUGGAGGAAGAACUGAGAACAAAAGCUCUGGCUCACAUGGAGGUCGACAGGAAAAUUACUAGACUGAAGCCUGAUCUUGUACAGCUCAGAAAAAUCAGAGAUCAAUACCUUCUAUGGCUAACCCAGCAAGGCAUGAGACAGAGUCAAAUUAACAACUGGUUCGGUGUUAGACCUGAUGAAGAAGACCCUUACACCCUUGAAGAUGACACCCAUGAGGAAGAGAGGAGUUGGUACGUUGGAGGUAUGAGACGAAAAGAGGCGGAGGAGCUGCUGAAAGGAAGGCGGGAUGGGACGUUCUUGAUCCGGGACAGCCAGACUCAGAGGGGAUCCUUUGCUUGCUCUGUUGUUGUGGACGGAGAUGUCAAACACUGUGUGAUCUACAGGACGUCCACAGGUUACGGCUUCGCUGAGCCCUACAACUUGUACUCGUCGUUGAGGGAGCUUGUCCUCCACUACCGCCACACAUCACUGAUCCAACACAACCAGCAGCUGAAUGUAACCCUGGCCUGGCCCGCUUUCAGUCAGCAGUCCAGCUGAGUCGCACCAGCACACCGUCCUGAUUCCCAAAGUUUCACAGCAUUAGCACAGAGGACUCACCCAUAAGGAAACAGGUGAAAACAAAGAUCCUGUUAGUGAUUCACAGUCAGAAGAACUAACUGGUAUGUUUUCACAUAAAAUACAAGAAUGAGCAGCAGUCAGCUUAUAAUAGAGAUCUGAAGCAACUUCAGCUUUAAUUACGUCUCAGACCGUCUGCAGCCCUAAGAACUUAUACGCUGGUACACUUUAAGAUGUUCAGUUCAAGCAGAUCUUAAAAAAAUGACACCAGUUUAUCAUGUUGCUAUAAAAUCCAAUCUAAACUGUUCCAAUGAAUCGUAUUUGUUGUCUAAACCACUUUUUAUUCACACAUAAACUCAUUCAACAAUAAUGCACACAUUUGUAAAAUGUAGAGGUUUUAUAUGACAAGGAGGAACAGAAAAGCAUUAAUAAAACCAUUUUUGCUAAAACAGUUGUAGCAGAUGGCUGUACAGUCAUGGGAAAAAAAUGCAGCCUUGCUGCUAAUCAAAGGUACAUGAUUAAUUGGUCCUCACAUCAGCGAGUGUAACGAUCACAGAGAUCUCAGAACAGGGACGGUUUGGAGUAAACUGGUGUGUGUUGAAAGACAUCAAUGACCUUCGAGAAGCAAUUUUUCAGGUUUCCACCAAACUUGGAAAAAGCUUGAACAAUUAUAAAAGACUAAUCAAGUAUGGCUGGUGUGGAAGGGAUGUCAGGAGAAAUUCUUGAUCCAUAAAAAGAUUAUUGCUUAAUUAAGGUUUGCAAAGUUGUAUCUGAAUGAACUACAAGGACUUAAGGAACAAUCAAUGUUGUUUGGACAGAUGGGAACAAAUUAGAGAAGUUUAAAUGUGAUUCACAGACAUCCUCAUCUCAACUGUGAAGCAUGGUGGUGGAAAGAGAUUAUUCUGCUUUUUUCCUACUUGUAAACCCAUUUAUUUGACUGUAAUAUUUGUAUGCUAGGGUGAACCUAAAACCAAAUUUCUACCACAGCAAAUUUCACACCUGAUAGUCCGGUUUGACUGGGGACCAAAUUCGACACAAAAACCUCUGAAGAAAACACUGAGCAAAACUUCCUUCUUCACAAAAUGUAAACAGAAAUAGAGUAGCAUUUUAGCUGUUGUAGGAUUUCUCUUUUGUCUUUGGUAAAAGAUAGUGAGCCUUAUCUCCUGCUAGUGCUAGACACAUGCAUUUGUUUUUGGUUGUACCCAGAAUUCCCUACACUGUAGUAUGUUUCCUGAUUUUGGAGCAGCUCCUGGUUUGCUUGGCAUUCACAUUUUCAUUGAAACUGCACCAGAUUUCACUUCAACGUAACAGAGAUGUUGACGUUUUGGUCCCCAUCAGAGCUUGAUUGAACAGUCACUCCUCCCCAAACAAACCGGACUUUUCAGGCAAACAAACUCAAAUUUGAUUAAAGUGACUAACAAGCCUGGUGUGAAAGGUGUUGAAAAAUUCAAUCUAGACAAUUGGCUGCUAUUGAAUUGUGGCGUGUCUUCUGAUUGCUCUUUCCCAUGACUGUAGGUCGGCUGCCUGUUUUUGCUCUUCAUUGACAGAUUUGAUCUUCUGACUGAGUAGCAUGAAGUGGAGUAGUUAACUUCUAGAAAUACUAAAUUUUUAAACAACUUACAGGGAUGCUAAAUGCUAAUGUUUCCAGAAAAAUAUACUCAAUCCUCCUGUGGAUCAUAUUAAUUACUAAACUAUGGUCCAGAACAAUGUGCUCAAAUGUUAGUCCCCACACGUUUAAUCUCUCUGUAGUAAGACAUGUCUUCCAUGCAAUCAAACAUGUUUAUUCAGGGACGAAGGAGUGUUAAAUGUGCUCCGAGAGCUCAGGAAGGGACUCUGCAAACAUGAAGGGUACUGCAGGGACUGGGGAGACACUCAAGCACUUUAUCCAGACAAAAAAUACAAAAAGGAAUAGGUUCUCCAAGAUGGCUCCAUUUUGCUGCUCUUGGCUAGUGAAACAUCUUGCGUUAUUCAACAUAAAUACAGUUUUUUCCUCUUCCUAAAGUCUCAUUUGACGGUAUAUUAUGAGAGACAAAGACUGAACAACAAUCUAUUGUUUAAAUAAAGCAAGUAAUUACUCUGGUUUAGAUUAAUACUCUUAACUUUUAUUUCCUUUUCCAAGGAUUUGAACAGACGAUUUUCUGUUAAGUUUGUUGAUUAUAUUAUGGAUGACAUUACAAAAGGCUAAAACAGCUAGUUUACAAAUCUUUAAGUAAUUGUUGAAAGGUGCCUUUAAGAGUUUUACGCCAGCUAUAAUAUUCACCUUACACACUACAAUGGUUUGAUGAAAUCAGUAGGUUUUGUCUGGUUGGAUAUGAUUUUAUAAACAUCCAUGAUGAUCAAUCAGAAGAAGGCUUUGCCUCCAAUUUAGCAGUACAAUUUUAAGGACGACCCAUAGCACAGACCCAUUAACAUAAAUGUCUGAGAAAAAGGGUGUCACUGACGUUUCAGGACAAAGCUAAUUUAGCACAUAAAUAAAAUCUGGAGAUAAUCCACGUAUCACUACUAACAUCUAUGUUAUUUGUGUCGAGGAUAAUCUAAAACUACACAGUGACUUCCAUAUUCACAACUGAAAUUGCAAUGCAGUUUUCCCACAGUGUGUUGUCAGCCUGGCGGGCCACCAGGCUUUACUUGUGCCCCCACCAGACUAAGCAUUGCUUAUUUAUUUAAGUCUUUUUAAAAUGUUUGCAUUUUUUAAGACUAUAUAGUUUGUGUUGGGGUAUUAAUCUUCCAAUCUUUCAAGAACACAUAAUUAUCAAAUGAUAUUUUCACAUUUCUUGUCAACAUUUUUUAGCUCACAGACACGGGGCUAAGCAAGUUUUCUGGGGGAAACCUUGCAAUGCAAGUUUCUAAUAGUCCACCAACCAAAUUUCAGUUAAAAUUUUUGCUGCGUUUACAUUUCUUAUUGGGGUUUCAGAGCAGGUAAUGUUUCCAAUAAAUAUGACCAUGAAUAUUCACACAACAAGCAAAUCAGAUCUUUUUUGCCUAUUUGCAACUUAUAUCUGACUUUUUCAUUGCGGUCUGAUCUUUCACCACCGCCCCCAGAUGGAAAAAAAUAAAAAUAAAAAAAAAUCCAACUUGUGCCACUUCCCUAUUUGGUACAAAUUGGAUCCCACUCUUUUCAUUUGCAGUCUGAACGGUCAUGUGACAUUUUAUCCAACUGUCAUGUCGCUGUCAUGAGACACCCAUCAGUUAUGGUAAAUACAAACUUAAACAAUGACUGAAAAUUAUGACAGAAGUAAGUUACGUUGACAAACUCAGAUCAGACGAGAUGAACCGCUAAACACGUUACAAAGCGGAGGAAAAGAAACUAGCUAGCCACAAACAGAGGGCACCUGUUUUAAGUCAAUUAUUCAGUGUCACAUUAUUGGUGCUCCUGUUAGAAAUGCACUUUUAUUGCAGUAGCAUAAUCUCAAGAUGUUCAAUGGUCUCAGUGUCACUGUGUGAUUGUCUUUCUCCAGCCCCGUUUGUCACAAUUCCAGUUUAGAGAUCAGUAGUUUGAGUGGCUGAUCUCCAAUACCUGCUUUUUGUGAAGAUCAACACAUAUCUGCUUUACUUGAAUCGCAUGAAUAAUAAUGGGCUUGUAUUGAAUCAUAAUCAUAACCGUGGGAAUAAUGACAUCGCAAAAUUUUAAUUCAAACUCAGAGAUGCUCUGAAGAAAUGUAAAAAUUUGAGGCAUAAAAUCUAACAACGGUUUGUUUAGAUUUAUUUUGAAGGAUUUAUUUCUAGGUGCUAGUAAGUGUAGAAAUUGUGAUUUUAUGAAGAACAAACAUCUUUUAGAACGACAUUAUUCCUCCCACUCAAAAAAAAAUUCUCAAAUUUUCAGCGUGAAUUUAUAACAUUUAAAUAAAAGUUACAUUUUAUGUGAAGAUUUUUUUCUAUUAUUAGAGGUCAUCAGUCUUUUCCUUAGCUACAUAUGUAGAGCUCUAUUGAAUUGUUUACAUCCUAAUAUGUUAAGUAGUGAGAGAUGCAUCCGUUAUGGCUCUGCAUAUAUACAAAAGUUAAUGAUAGUCCAGAAGUACUGUGAUGUGAUCCGUCGAACGAAGCAAGUAUUACCUCUAAAAGCUUUAAAAUAGCUACUACCUCAGUUUGAGGUAAAACUCAAAAAAAGAUGAAACACUGUGUCUAAGUUAGGAGAUUCUUAGUUUAACAUUUCCAAGCUUGUUUUCUAUUAUAAUUAUUGGCAUUUCAAUAUAAAUUGUUUACAUUUUAAAGCUAUCCAGGAAUAGUCAACUCUGGGGGAAACUGGUCUUACACCCAGGGACUUUGGAGUGGAGAUAAUGUAUUGUUUGAAAAUCCAAAAACUUUUUUUAAAAAUAAAAAAAAAAAGAAAACAAUGACCAGUAUUGCACAUUAAAGAUAUGAAUAUUUAGGCGUACAGAAUAUUAAAAUAAUAUAAUAAAUAAUUCUUCUCAAUUAUGAUGGGUCACUUUUAAUGCAUUUCUCUCUUAACGGUCCACCAUGUGCUUGAUUGUCAUUAUGUCACUUGAUGUUGUCAGUUCUGUUAGACUGUUACCUGCCGUGAAGUGAGUUGGACAGAUUUUUAGCUUUUCUGGUUGUAAAAAUAAAAACAUAAAAAUAAAUAAAAAAGAAAUUAGAAGUUGCAUGAUCUUGUUACAAUGCAUAUAAUAUGUUAGGCUGGGUACUGUUUAGAAAUCAAUUUUACUUCUACAAUUUUACCACCAGCUAGAUAAGACACUUUCUUUGCUUUUUACCUCAAAAUUAUGUAAAAUAUUUUCCUUUAUUUGUGCGAUUUGUGAUUGCCAUGAUUUGUUGUAGUUUUUCCAUUUUAAACAACACAGUACAGAGCAGCUGGCUCACGUUUAACGUUAGGUGUGCCUGCUACCACAUCAGCUCGUUGGUGUUGCACAGUAUUAAAAUGUGAAGUCUUGCAAUGCACAGGUUUUGAACAAACCACCACAACGGAGUGAGACGAAAACUUGUAUGAAAGUAAAAAAUGAAGAUAUCUGCCCCUUCUAAGUCAUGUUGUGUAUUUUGUACUUUUGGCAGAUUCAACAAGCCGAGCGAUAGAUUAUAUCUGCAGCUUCAAACAUAAAUGUCUAAUUUAUUUAUUUACAUAAAGGCUGUAUAUCUGUUGAUUUUGUUGCACAAGUACAAAAAAUAAAAUAAAUGAAUAUACGGGUUGUGUGUGAACAGAAGCAGACAUGACCACCGCUCUGUGGGGUUUGAAUAAAGCAUAGCAUUUGCACAGAAGUAUCUUCAAAUAGUUACAGAUACUCAAAAGUUUCCUCAUGUACACUAACCCUGUUUGAGAGACAGGUAGACUUGUUAUAGUUGUAUAUAUCUAUGGGACAAAAGUUGCAAAUGAGAUUAAUGUGUAGUAGCUCCAUAAAAAAGUAAGUAGCAUCUCUAUCUAUAUGACUACUGAAAUAUAAUUGAUAUUUUCUGUAAAGUCAGAGAGUUUUGUGAACAAUUUGGUCUUUUUCUGUGUCAUUGUUGCUUUCUGUAUAUGUAAUGUUUUAUCACUGUGCAAACAGAAUAUUAAAAAAUAGAAUAUUUUGAAAUGAGAAAAGAUGCUGGGAGAAAUUAAGCACCAAUUCAUGGCACCAAGCAUCUUUUUAACCGUUUGGAUGCUAUAGCUGUUGUUGCGGAUGUGGAGCAACAGAAAAUAAAGCUGAAUUUAUUGGGAUGUUUAUUUAUUUAUUUAUUUAUUUUCAAAACUUCUACUAUUCAGUUUGGCAAUUAUCUAAAGUCUACUUCUUGUAAUUAUUAGUAGUCGUUUUUGUUUUUGCUCCUGAGUGACUGAGUUCAAUGGUGCAAAAUGUUGCUGUGGCAUGGAAGAAUAAAUCCAUUAGCCGGGUUGAAAUUUAGAAAACAGUUGGUUUUCUCUACAGUUAGGUCUAGAUUUUUGUUUAAAAGACGACUUGAGAGGCUUGUUAUUACAGAACAGAGAGAGAAUGGAGAGAGAGCAAUGCUGUAGGUGUAAGAGUAAGUGUUUUUAUUGUGGCUAAUUCCAUGCAGCUAAUGCAAAUAUGAAUAUUUUCACACUUCCUAAAAAGUUAUUUUUGCAGUGUAUGGAAAACAGAAUGGCUUUAGCAGAUAAAAAGAUGUUGAUAGAAAGUAGAAGAAUGGAACAUGCUUGCAACUUAGAAAUCAGAAUAAUUUUAGAUGUCCCUAACUUGUGAAAAUAAUCAUAUGUCAAAUUACAAUAACUUCAAAAAGUUAUUUUCAGUACUUAGUCACUGUACACUUGACAUAAGCAAAUUUGUUGAAGUGUUUAUUUCUGUUCAUUUGGAUUCUUAAGGUUUACAGCAAAUUUCAAUUACAUUACAAAAAAAAUAUAAUUGAACACAAAUGUUAGUCUUCUGAAAAGCAUGUCCAUGUUUUUAGACCUACCACAUCUUUUCCUUCCUCUCAAAUUUCUAAGAAAAAUCACUGACUUGACAUUUGGAGGGGAAACCUCAAAAGGUCAAGAUUGCUCAUAGCACUGUAUCCGGCACAAUAAAUGGAAAGUUGAGUGGAAGGAAAAAGUCGGGGGAGAAACAGGGAUAUCUGUGGCUGCACAGAACUUCCUUUACAGAAUCUUGGAAAAAUUUGAAUAAAUUAAAUUUUUUUAGUUGGUUGCUAAACAGAAAUGCCAUGUUAGUCAAAGGUCAGAGAUCACGUCUUAUCCAGAGUUACAGGCAAGUGUUGGAUGGUAAGCGUUUGAGUGGGAUUAAAAAUAGAAAUUAACUUUGAGAAUAAAAUUAAUCAGAAGACUCAUCUUCCGUAUCUUAAUUAUUUUUUUUGGCUUUGGAUCCAAAACUGUCUUCCAUGCCAUGAUGAGAUGUUAUCUUGCAUUUGUAUUGUUUUCCUUUGAAUGGUGUUACUUUCAAUUUGCUGAAAAUGUCAUUAGCUUAGUAAAAUGUUCAUUAUCUAGGAUCUCUGAUCUGUGUAUAUUGUUUAAUCCCUUUUUUAUUUUCUGUAUCACAUUAAAAACACUGUCAGGAUGAUGUUUCUGUGACUGUUAUUUUCUUUUCCUUUGUGGACGACUAAAAGUGUCUCUUGUUUGAUUCUGAGAAUAACAGAAUUGAUCAACAUGUUUUUUGGAAGCAAUCUUGUUACUGUAAAUGGUUAUUUUCUGUAUUAAUUAUGCAAUGCCAUGCAUCUUGUGAGAAUUUUCUUUUUCUUUAGGAAGGUCCUACCUGAAAAACUGGAUUUAAACUAUUCUGUUGGUGUAAAACCUGACUGAGAAAAUUAUGUUGAAGUGAGCACUUUCAGUUCUCAAAUAAAUUUUAAAUGG
Molecule: messenger RNA, 9416 nt
Organism: Gambusia affinis (western mosquitofish)
Lineage: Eukaryota; Metazoa; Chordata; Actinopteri; Cyprinodontiformes; Poeciliidae
Product: phosphatidylinositol 3-kinase regulatory subunit gamma-like
Exons: 12
Coding region: 536-2158 (540 amino acids)
Biological process (GO): phosphatidylinositol phosphate biosynthetic process; insulin receptor signaling pathway
Cellular component (GO): phosphatidylinositol 3-kinase complex
Molecular function (GO): 1-phosphatidylinositol-3-kinase regulator activity
Source: RefSeq, a predicted model, not a curated record